AUGGCAGAUCUGGAAAACGACGAGUCUGUUUGGGUAUCGCAAGAUUCUGUCGACUUGGCGUAUGCAGUAAAUCACUGGACUGAUCAUGUCAAACUGUUGAAGAACAUCCCGCAAGACCUAGUGGAAUUGAUCCACGCGACCUUUUGCUCUGAACCAACAGCCCCAGAGAAGUGGUGGAUCAUGUUCACGACCUGGAAUUACGGCAUCUCCCAGUAUCAUGAUGUUCGCAAACAUCGUACAAUACUCCUCCACGUAUAUGACCUCUUUGGUCUCGACAAGCUCGUCGAGGCCUCCUGCUCGUACUGGUUGUUGGUAAAGUACAUGUCAUCCCAAGACGCCCAGAUGCUAGCACCGCUCGAUGUCGCGAUCUUGCAUAACCAUAUCCAGACGGCCAAGUUCCUUACUACAAAGUACAAGUCCUUUGGAAGCCGCUCAUGCAUCUUCGCGGCUGGUUCCAGUGUGGGCAUAGCAGAUCCGAUUCAGUGGAAACAAUGCCCCACCGAUAUACAUCUCAGGAAAGGAGACAUCAAGGCGUUGUUGUGGAACGCAGUCUGCACCAGAAUACCAGAAAUGUUCAACGGCACCAUCGACUUCGUGUUCGGGAAAUCGCCCAAUGACCUUUUUCCAUGGAACGAUACAUCAUACGCUAAAGUCAUCAUAGAUUCCGGUGACCACCGUCACUGA
Molecule: messenger RNA, 684 nt
Organism: Alternaria rosae
Lineage: Eukaryota; Fungi; Ascomycota; Dothideomycetes; Pleosporales; Pleosporaceae
Exons: 1
Coding region: 1-684 (227 amino acids)
Source: RefSeq, a predicted model, not a curated record